Alexandromys fortis (reed vole) is the source of this 1267-nucleotide messenger RNA. It is a transcript of the gene Lgals8, whose product is annotated as galectin 8. Gene Ontology annotation, cellular component: cytoplasm. Gene Ontology annotation, molecular function: carbohydrate binding; integrin binding. The transcript has 10 exons. Lineage: Eukaryota; Metazoa; Chordata; Mammalia; Rodentia; Cricetidae. Gene Ontology annotation, biological process: lymphatic endothelial cell migration. The record is from RefSeq and is a predicted model, not a curated record. Bases 254 to 1201 code for a protein of 315 amino acids.
GCCGGGGUGAGUCCGGGCGACGCCGGGCUCAGGGGCAUCGGGAUGUCACUGUCCCCAGAUAGGAAUCCGAAGGGUGGUUCGAGUGCGGACACGCCGUCGCGCCGUCCCCGUCAGACACGCGAUCUGGGCUCCGGACACUGGUCUCUGGGGCAAGUUUUCAAUUUCAAUAAUCUUUAAAUGACACGUGGGUAAAACCUUAUAUAAAGAAGAGAGACUCCAAUCAACAAUAUCAAUAACAAGUUGGAAAAGAACGAUGUUGUCCUUAAACAACCUGCAAAAUAUCAUCUAUAACCCGACAGUCCCCUAUGUUGGCACCAUUUCUGAGCAGCUGAAGCCUGGCUCUUUGAUUGUAAUCCGCGGGCAUAUUCCUAAUGAUGUGGACAGAUUCCAGGUGGACUUGCAGCUCGGCAACAGCCUGAAGCCGAGGGCUGACGUGGCCUUCCACUUUAACCCUCGCUUCAAAAGGUCCAACUGCAUUGUCUGUAAUACGCUGACAAACGAGAAAUGGGGCUGCGAGGAGAUCACCUACGACAUGCCCUUCAGAAAAGAGAAAUCCUUUGAAAUCGUGAUCAUGGUACUAAAGAACAAAUUCCAGGUGGCUGUGAAUGGGAAGCACACUCUGCUGUAUGCCCACAGGAUCGGCCCAGAGAAGAUAGACACGCUGGGCAUCUAUGGCAAAGUGAAUAUCCAUUCCAUCGGUUUCAGCUUCAGCUCGGGUUUACAGAAUAUGGAAACAUCUCUGGGACUGACACAGAUAAGUAGAGAAAAUGUCCGGAAGUCUGGCAAGACACAGCUGAGCCUGCCAUUUGAAGCAAGGUUAAACACCUCCAUGGGUCCUGGACGAACCGUUGUCAUUAAAGGAGAAGUGAAUGCAAAUGCCAAAGGCUUUAACGUCGACCUAGUGGUAGGAAAAUCUAGGGAUAUCGCUCUGCACUUGAACCCACGCCUGAAUGUGAAAGCAUUUGUAAGAAAUUCCUUUCUUCAGGAUGCCUGGGGAGAAGAAGAGAGAAAUAUUACCUGCUUCCCAUUUAGUCCUGGAAUGUACUUUGAGAUGAUAAUUUACUGUGACCUCCGAGAAUUCAAGGUUGCGAUUAACGGUGUGCACAGCCUGGAGUACAAACACAGACUUAAGGAGCUAAGCAGUAUCGACACGCUGGCAGUGGAUGGAGACAUCCAUUUGCUGGAUGUAAGGAGCUGGUAGCUACCGUGACCGCAAAAAUCCCUAAAAUACAGAAUGGCUAAUGGGCUACUGGCCAUGUCGGAUGCA